AUGGCCGUUGUGGCUAGUAGGCCUUUGCUUACUGCGAAGCCUUUCCUUAUGCCCGCUGUUCGUCAGUCUCAUGCCCAUCUCUUCCGUAAGAGACCUGGUCAGCUUAUCGUAAACCGCAUUAAGGACGUUUGUCACUUUUAUUUCAUCGGCAUCGGAUUCUUACCCGUUCUUUUAUGUGUUGCUUACAAUCACAUUGUUCACGGACCAUGUGAGCUUACAGAUUAUCCCGAAGACGGAACUGUUCCUCAUCAUUGGCAGUUCGAGAGAACUCCUAUCAGACAGUGGUGGGCUAAGAACUUCGGAGUCUCCGAUGUCGAACAUCACGAGAGAAAUUUGGCUUAUUUUGAGAAACAAGCCACUCUUGCUCGCUGGAGACAGAUCGAACAACGUGUAAAGCAUUUGGAAGGACAACGAUGGGAUUAUAAGGGAUGGAGCUAUCAGCCCGUAUCUUCCACUUGGGUAGAUUAUGGAAGAUGGCACGCUCUUAGAAUGAGAGAUCAAUAUGAACAACAUGGACAUUACGCUCAAUAA
Messenger RNA from Auanema sp. JU1783, 531 nucleotides. The record is from the annotation of a GenBank genome assembly. NCBI's taxonomy places the organism in Eukaryota, Metazoa, Nematoda, Chromadorea, Rhabditida, Rhabditidae.